This is a messenger RNA of Cyprinodon tularosa, 1847 nucleotides long. RefSeq names its product myelin-oligodendrocyte glycoprotein-like. Lineage: Eukaryota; Metazoa; Chordata; Actinopteri; Cyprinodontiformes; Cyprinodontidae. The record is from RefSeq and is a predicted model, not a curated record. The coding region runs from base 16 to 642 and encodes 208 amino acids. The transcript is spliced from 4 exons.
UGUUCCUGUUGUUACAUGAUUCAUAUUUACAAAAACUUCACAAACUUUCCGGUGUUUCCAGGUAACUAUCAGCUGAUUGCUUCAUCUGAACCAAUCAUAGCGGCUCCUGGAGAUGAUGUCAUCCUUCCAUGUCAGGUGAAUCCUGACUGGAACGCCAUGGAGAAGACAGUGGAGUGGUCCAGACCGGACCUGAAGGCCUCAGGCCCACAGAAGCGUGUGGAGUACGUGUACGUGCACCGGUUCAGGAAGAUGGACAGAGACAUGAUGAUGGAGACGUACAUCCAGAGGACGUCUCUGUCGGAAGGACUGAGACAUGGAGACGUGUCUCUGAGGAUCCACAACGUGAGCUUGGAGGAUAACGGGAGGUUCAGAUGUUUCAUCCCAAACCUGAGCAUAGAAGCAGAGGUUCUGCUGGUUGUUGACCCGGACUUUGUUCAAACGACGACAGCAGAGACAUUUACUCAGAGAAUCACUCCAGCCUUUCAGAAUGAGACCGUCGGUACCGGUGGUCGAUCCAGGAUGAUGCUUUUCUUUCCCAUUAUUAGUAUAAUUAUAUUCUCUAUAGUUUCGCUGAGUUCAGUUUUUGUCUGCAAAUUGAAAAAGUACAAGAAGUUUCAGAAGAGUCCCCUAAUUCAGGCAUAAACUCAAAAGAUAUUCUGCCUUGAUCAAGGGCAGACCUUCCCUUGAUCAAUAUAGAUGGACGCUCCAUGAAGUCUUCUCUCCUGCAGCUUCCUCAGGAUUCAGAUUCUACCCGGCAGCAGAAUCCUGCAGAUGGACACAGUCCUUGUGAUCAGUCAGAGUCCUAUCGGUGAAACCAGGUGAAUCUGACUCAGCAGCUGGAGGGGUCAAAGGAUGAUGUCAUCAGCUGAUAGAGUGCAGUGUUGAAUUUUACCUCCUUAGAUGAGAGACUCCUUGUUUGACUCUGGACUUUUAAUUGUCUCCUGAAGGUUCUAAAAGUUUUGCUGUCAGACUCUGAAGGAAUCAUCAGAUGUUUUGGAUUUAUGUCCAGGAAAGAGAAAAAUAUGAUGUUUUAGACCUGAAAAGAAACUCAUCUUUUUUGUUUGUUCAAACUUUAAAAUUGAGUUAUAUCGGGGGUUUUCUUCUAUUGUACUAUCAUUAUGUUUUUAUACACAACUGAUCUGUUACGUUUAGAUGUUUAUGCAUUUAGCAGAGGCUUUUAUCUAAAGCCACUUACAAAGUAAACACAAUCUUACAGUUAACACUAUGACAGUAAGUUCUCUAGAGGAAAAUCCCUCGUCAGAAUCACUGGUGACAGCAAAGAGAGGGGAGUGCAGAAGGAGUAGUAGAGGGGUACAGAGCUAUGGCUAAGAGUUAGAAUUGGGGAUGCUCUUUGAAGAAGUGGGUUUUAGGAGUUUCCUGAAGAUAAACAGGGAUGCUGAUGUUCUUGUAGUGCUUGGUAGGUCAUUCCACCAUCACAUGAAAACAGUCUGGAUUGUCUUAAGCGUGGUGUAGACCCUGCUAGACGAAAGUCCAUUGAUGACUGAAGUGACAGAGUUGCAACAUAAGCCUUUGCUAGAGGGUUGACGAAGACAGCAGUAACCAGUGAAGCUGCCAGUGAGUGGUGACGUGAGACUUUUUGGGCUGAUUGAACACCAGACGCGCCGCCUUGUUUAAUUAUACAGGCUGGGAGACCAGUCAGGAUUGGGUUACAAUAGGCAAGGCAGGAGAUAACCAUAGAAUGCACCAGGAGCUGGGUGGGAUGUUGGGUUAGGUUAUGGCCAGAUCUUUCUUAUGUUCAGUGGGGCGAAGGGUCAAGAUCGAGAGACGGAGGUAACAGGAUCUUGGAAUGUCAGCUGGUCAUCAAUUAUGAGAUGAGUCAGAGACAG